Molecule: messenger RNA, 3222 nt
Organism: Chelmon rostratus (copperband butterflyfish)
Lineage: Eukaryota; Metazoa; Chordata; Actinopteri; Chaetodontiformes; Chaetodontidae
Gene: gtpbp1
Product: GTP binding protein 1
Exons: 13
Coding region: 241-2226 (661 amino acids)
Biological process (GO): translational elongation
Molecular function (GO): translation elongation factor activity; GTP binding; GTPase activity
Source: RefSeq, a predicted model, not a curated record
GUGGCAGGUUGAGUAUUAAAUGCAUAUAAAUAACUAAAGCCGCGUUUUAGAAUUGUGUUAGCUACAGUGAGAUUAUACAGUUUGACUUAACGACCGUAUCUGCAGCUAACUGACGUUAGUGCCUGGUGUCAGUGCACUGUCUAGUGUGUGUAUGUGUGUGUGUGUGUGUGCGCGGUUGCCAGCCGUCACUGCAACAUUUGGGACAGCUUGAAAUUUAGUACUGCAAGGCUGGCAUAGAAAAUGGCAUCAAUAGCAGCGACACAUGAGCCAGGCUCCAUACCGCUGGCCGACGCUUUAGUUCCCGCCAGUAUAUUUGCUCCAGACCGCGGAGGAUGCGGGGACGACACCGGGGACGAGUGCUUCGAGGACGGGGACAUGAUGAAUGGCGAGCCCGAGGACCGCGGGGUUGACUUCACCAACAAGCUGGCACUUGUUAGCCCAAAUGGAGAGCAGUAUGACUCGUUACUCCGCCAGCUACGGGACAGGAUGGAAGAGGGAUGUGGAGAGACCAUCUAUGUCGUUGGGAUGGGCUCAGAUGGUGGUGACUGGGGUCUGGAUGAAAAGGAUAUGGAGGCCUCAGUGGCCACAGUGUGCUCCAUGUGUGAGCAACUAGAUGCUGACCUUAUUCCGCUCCGAGAGCGCAAUGAGGCAGCCGGUUUAGUGCGCGACUAUCUGAUCCGCCGGCGCGUGGGUGAGCUGGACUUCCUGGAGGUCAGGGUUGCAGUGGUGGGUAACGUGGAUGCUGGUAAGAGUACUCUGCUGGGAGUACUAACACACGGAGAGCUGGACAAUGGCAGGGGCUUUGCCCGUCAGAAGCUCUUCAGACACAAGCACGAGAUGGAGAGUGGCAGGACCAGCAGUGUGGGCAACGAUAUCCUGGGGUUUGACCAGGAGGGACAGGUGGUGAACAAACCAGAUAGUCAUGGAGGAAGCCUGGACUGGACUAAGAUCUGUGAGAAGUCCUCCAAGGUCAUCACCUUCAUAGACCUGGCUGGCCAUGAGAAAUACCUCAAGACCACCGUGUUUGGGAUGACUGGACACUUACCUGACUUCUGCAUGCUCAUGGUGGGCAGUAAUGCAGGUAUCGUAGGGAUGACCAAAGAGCACCUGGGACUGGCCUUAGCCCUGAAUGUGCCUGUGUUUGUAGUGGUAACAAAGAUAGACAUGUGUCCAGCCAACAUCCUGCAAGAGACACUGAAGCUGCUCCAGAGAUUACUGAAGUCCCCCGGCUGUAGGAAAAUCCCUGUCCUGGUACAGAACAAGGAUGACGUCAUAGUCACGGCUUCAAAUUUCAGUUCAGAGAGGAUGUGUCCCAUCUUUCAGAUCUCCAAUGUGACCGGCGAGAACAUGGACCUGCUCAAGAUGUUCCUCAACCUGCUCUCCUCCAGGACCUCCUACCGAGACGACCAACCCGCUGAGUUUCAGAUAGACGACACCUACUCUGUGCCGGGAGUGGGAACAGUAGUAUCAGGAACUACAUUACGUGGACUCAUACGACUGAAUGAUACAAUGCUACUUGGGCCGGACCCCUUGGGCAGCUUCAUCUCUAUUGCCGUGAAAUCAAUCCACCGCAAAAGAAUGCCUGUGAAGGAGGUCCGAGGUGGCCAGACUGCAUCAUUUGCUCUCAAAAAGAUCAAGCGUUCGUCCAUAAGGAAAGGCAUGGUGAUGGUUUCCCCAAGGUUGUGCCCUCAGGCCACUUGGGAGUUUGAGGCUGAGAUCCUGGUACUGCAUCAUCCCACUACGAUAUCCCCCAGAUACCAGGCUAUGGUCCACUGUGGCAGCAUAAGGCAAACAGCCACCAUCUUGUCCAUGAACAGAGACUGCUUACGGACAGGAGACAAGGCUUCAGUCCACUUCCGCUUCAUCAAAACCCCAGAGUACCUGCACUGCGACCAGAGGCUGGUUUUCAGGGAGGGACGUACCAAGGCUGUGGGUACCAUCACUAAGCUGCUGCAAUCCACCAAUAAUUUGCCAUCAAAUUCCAAACCUCCACAAAUCAAAAUGCAGUCUACAAAGAAGGCACCACUCCGAAAAGAGGACGGCACCGCGGCAGCCAGUGACGACGUUGCAACGAUAGCACAGUCAGCAGGCCCGAGCACGACGCAACCGCCAAAGUCUGGAGGAGGUGGAAGGAGAAGGGGUGGCCAGAGGCACAAAGGAAAAGGCCAGAACAGCAGCACCAACUCUACAGCAGCUCCCUCCUCGUCAGGAAUAGGAGGCUCCUGAACUGCCCUCUUGUCCCCUGUAAACCUCCCUCUCUGCUAUCACUCCACCAAGUGUCUUCAUUCCACAAACCAUGAAGGAUGCAGAUGUUUGGAGCAAGACACUCCUCACUCUUAUUAUGCCUUUUUACACCAGGUCCUAUAGUUUUUUUUUUGUUUUUUUUAAAGGGAACACAAAGGGGUAUGUCCCAAACCAAAAGGCAUACAGCCCGAGCGCAUUUUAAUGUCAGCUGCCUUUACUAUUUUGAAUGCUUUUGGUGAUGGUUUGGGGUGUGGUUUUUGAGGUUGGCCUCACUCUGGAUGAUGAUUUAAUUUUUAUCUGUAUUUCAUGUGUCCAUGAAAUCUACAAUUCAGUCCUCUGGCUCCAUGUCAGUGGCAGGGAGGGAGGCUAAACCCAAAACAAGGGUCCAGUACCAAUAUGAGCAGCUAUAAAUGAUCAUGCAUUCCCUGUGUAUUUGCAAUGAAAAACAUUUCAUGUACUAUUUAUACUGCAUAUGUAAAUUAGCUGUUAGUUGUGCUCGGAUUGGAAAGAUGCCAUUGUACAAAAUGUAUGCAAAUCAUAAAUGAAUGUAGCAGAGGGCACAUAGUGAUUUCAAAUUCUAGAUAUAUGGAAAAUAUAAGCUGUUACAUCUUAUAACUGUCAGUUAUUUAUUUGGCAUACAUGCAGAACGUUCACACUGGUGGUCUUUGAUCUUUCAACCUACUCUCACUUGCACUUUUAGAUUGAGUAGUAUCUGUCACGCUACCACUGUCAAUCAGCCAUGUUCCAGACCUUAUACCAAUCGUGUUAGUACAAACAAAUAUAGCACAUAAUCUUGUCACUCCAACAGUUGCUAAUGAUUAUAAGACAUGCAGUACUUGCAGUGCUACUUGUAACUCUAGUACCCCAUGCGUUAUGGCCUGUUGCUGUUAUAACAUGUUGUGACAUUUUAACACACACUGCAGCUAAAAACUGACCAUUAAUAAACAAGCUUUACUGAACUUUUCAACAGUGCCUCUC